Molecule: messenger RNA, 2521 nt
Organism: Lampris incognitus (smalleye Pacific opah)
Lineage: Eukaryota; Metazoa; Chordata; Actinopteri; Lampriformes; Lampridae
Gene: mxi1
Product: max interactor 1, dimerization protein
Exons: 6
Coding region: 397-1092 (231 amino acids)
Biological process (GO): regulation of transcription by RNA polymerase II
Molecular function (GO): protein dimerization activity; DNA-binding transcription factor activity, RNA polymerase II-specific; RNA polymerase II cis-regulatory region sequence-specific DNA binding
Source: RefSeq, a predicted model, not a curated record
CCGAACAGCUGACAGUUUGCUGGGCUCUUGGGGGAUAUUUUAUAUUGUUUUUUUUACGUUUUUCACCUCGUUUCCUAGACAAUUUUAAGAUUACAUUGGUUGGAUUUUUGUUCACCAACUCUGGCCAGGCUUUGAUGCUGUUUGCUAGGUUAAAACACGGGCUCUUUUUUCUUUUUUCUUUUUAAACAAAAGCUGUUCAGCUAGCUGGGACCCUGAACCAGAUAUUUAAGAAAUACAAAAAAAAAAAAGAAAGAAAACAAAAGCAACGUCCUCUGUCGCUCCAAGCGAGGCGCGUUGUAUUAUUCUCUCUUUAGAGUCCACCAGUCGGACCUGGGCUUCGGAUCGCGACAGCAAACCCAGAGAAAAGACGGAAACGCCGGUCUCCCGUAGCACAGAAUGACGGCGGUCCAGCUGAUAAAUAUCCAGCGUUUAUUGGAAGCUGCGGAAUAUUUAGAAAGAAGAGAAAGGGAAUGCGAGCACGGGUAUGCUUCCACGUUCCCGUCAAACCAGAGCACGAUCUACCAGAGGCAACGGAAACUGCGAAACAAGAAGUUUAACAGUAACAGCAACCGGUCCACACAUAACGAGCUGGAAAAGAAUAGGCGAGCUCACUUGCGGCUGUGUUUGGAGCGGCUGAAGGCUCUCAUACCACUGGGACCAGACUGCAGCCGCCACACCACACUGGGCCUCCUCAACAAAGCCAAAGCACACAUCAAGAAACUAGAAGAGGCAGACAGAAAGAGCCAAUACCAACUGGAGUCGCUGGAGCGAGAGCAGAGGCACCUCCAGCGUCAGCUGGACCUGCUGAGAGGAGGCAGUGGUGCCAGUGCUGCGCCUGGAACCCCGGGUUGCCUGGCAGAGGGAGAGAGAAUACGCAUGGACAGCGUGGGUUCCACCCUAUGCUCCACCUGCUCCGACUCUGACCAAGAGGAAAUCGAGGUGGAUGUAGAAAGCACAGAGUUCUCCCAUGGAGAGCUGGACAACGUGAGCACAGCCAGCACCAGUGACCUGGAUGACCACAGCAGCCUACAGAGUGUGGCCAGUGAUGAGGGCUAUUCCUCGUGCAGUGUUAAAAUCGCCUUCUCCUCCUAGAAUAAUCCCUCCUCCCCUCUGAAACCUAAACCACACUCCUCAAACCAGUUUCUACCCUCGAACCCUGACUCCCCACCCAUCCAUCCAUCCAUUCAUCCAUCCAUCCAUCCAUCCAUCCAAUCACCUCCAACAAUGAAUGCGCACACAGCUGAUGGCGUUCUCAUUGCCCUGGAUUCUCUUGCCUCUCAGUGACUUCCUGUUGUACCCAAAAGCCUUUGGUUGGUUUCACCCCGCCAUCCCCAACGACGCUGCUGAAUCCACAGUCUGAGGAGCUCCGAACAGGAGGCCCCUCCAAUUAAAGCUUUGGAGCCUGAACUACGCAGACACCAGAGAGCCAGUGAUCAACUCUAGCCCGGAGCCAGCUGCUGGAGCAGUAUCUGGAUGAUCUUGGUGUGUGACAGGAAAUUGUUUGGUUUUUUUUGAUAGAUCAGAAAUUUGGUCAACACAAAAAUCCUUUUUCAGUAACAGUUUUUACCACUUAACCCCAACGCAAAGGUCGAGGGAUUUUCCAGGGUGAUUUCUCUACUCCCUCAAUCAUCUGGAGAAUUUAGGCAAGCAAUCCCCAAAUGUGUCCACUUAGGUAAAUAUAAUUUAUAGUGUCUUCUUCAUGGUGUACAUGUGUGCAUACACGCAUGUGUAUGUGUGAGCUGGUCCCAUGUGUUCGAACAAAACCUUCUGCUAUGUGAAGCUGAAGGAGGGCGGAUGCAAUGGGUAACCUUUCCAUAUUAGCCUCGUUUGUUCUAUUUGACAUCCUUCUGUCUUUUUUUGAAGUGAAUCAUCUUUUCUCCUCCUGUGUCUCUGCUGGACGGUGCAGCAGCUUGGACAGUCGACUUGGUGCUAUGGUGACACGAACCAAACAAGGAAGUAGAUCUGAUCCACAUCUAAGCUUUGACGGCAAGCAACUGCUUCUGACACUUUGUUUUUCCUCUAGCCAGUCUCAAAGGAAUAUUUAGGUGUUUCAGCAACACUGAAGAAAAAAUGCUAUACAUUCCCUUCAAACACGGGUGCUCACUUGUAUUUUGAAGAAACAGACAUUGUGAGGGUUUUUUUUUCUUCUUUUCUUUCUCUCUCAUCUGAAAAGCAGCUACCGACAAACUCUCCUGCACUCGCCUACUUUGGAGCAGUCCGUAGAAACUGGCACAAACCAAGAAUCGAGACAAAGACAAACAAGUUGGAAUCCAAACAGCAGACUUCGGAAAAGAUGUCCAUCCUCUCCAGCACUAAGAAGCAAUAAGUCCUCGUCACCGUGGUGUCGCAACACUCAACCACACCUUCCCUCUUCUCAAAAGACACACACCCGCAUGUGUGUGAGCGUGUGUGUUCCUGUGUGCGCAUGUGUGAGACACAACAGCAAAUUCAACUUGCUUGUUUUUUGUACAUACAUACAAAUAGUGUAAUGAGUGGAAAAUAAAGUUAGAAAAAGGGUAGA